AUGGCUACUACUAAAAGUAAAAGUUUAAGAGUUGGCCUUUAUAAUGCUGGGUCGAUCAGAAGCAAAAGCGAUGAGUUUCAGGCAGCUCUGCUAUGUGAAUCUGCUGAUAUUAUGGCGAUAAACGAAACGUGGCUACGAGCUGGUGAAGAUGCGAGUGCUCUGUUAGUUCCUGGCUAUCGCUUCAGUCAUAUUCCCCGUUCUUGUAACCUAUCUAGGGCACGUGGUGGUGGUGUUGGUUUUUACGUCAAACGAGGGAUUAAUGCUCGUUCUUAUUCCCAUAACAUUAUAUUUGAGGAGGUGGAGCAGCAGUGGCUGUCGCUAUCCAUUAACAAAGUUAAGCUUUUAAUUGGAACGGCAUAUCGACCACAAUGGGUAAAUGUCGAAAAGUUCUUUGAUUCUCUUACAGACAUUUUAACUUCAUAUUCAAAUUUUGAUAAUAUAAUUUUGUUAGGAGAUUUCAAUAUAAAUAUUUUGGAUGAAAGUGACAACAAAACACAACAGCUUAAUCAAUUUUUGCAGUAUACUAGGUUGAAAAACUGUAUUUUUCAACCUACCCAUUUUACGCAAGAGAGUGCUACAUUAAUUGAUUUAGUAAUGACGGACGCUAGUGUGACAAAUACUCGUGUAAAAUAUACUCCUGAACUUGGUGGUCAUGCUAUCAUUUUAGUCGAUUUUAAAAUUAAAAAGCCUAAGGUAGCUAUAAGGCAGCAAAUUAUAAGACCAAUAAAAAAUAUCAAUCUGUCAGAUUUUGAGUCGGAAGUUGAAUCCAUAAACUGGGAUAGCAUUACGAGGUAUAAUUAUGUGAACGAUAUGGUUUCUGUUUUUUCCAAACGCAUUUUAGAGCUGUUUGAUAAACAUGCUCCAGAGAAACUAAUAACUAUCCGUAAGAAACAACUGCCAUGGUUUACGAGUAAUGUUAAGUACAUUAUGCAGCUCCGAGAUGACGCUCACAAUAAAUAUCGUCGCACAAAAACUGAAAAAGAUAAAAUUCAAUACAAAACCCUAAAAAGUCUAGUAAACAGCAGUCUUUAUGCUGAGAAGAAGGCAUAUUUUGAUUACCACAUUAAUCAACAUCUACAUAAUACAAAUGUUCUAUGGAAAAAUUUGAAGUCAUUCGCGUUACCGUCAUUUAAAAAUUCGAAUGACUUACCAGAACACUUUAGUGAUCCUGACGAAAUUAAUCGUCACUUUUUGAGUAUACCGGGAACAAAUAAUAUCGUCAAAUCAUUUAAUGUAAGGAAUCUGGAAAGCAGAAACUGUAUCUCUAAUACUUUUAGGUUAAUACCAGUUCAUGAAAAUGUGGUUGCAAAAAUCAUAAUGGGUAUUAAGUCAAAUGCUCAAGGUGUUGAACGCAUUAAUAUGGAUAUGAUAAUUCUAACGCUUCCGAGAACUUUAAAUGUUAUCACUGCAAUUAUUAAUAAAUCCAUAACAGAAUCUGUUUUUCCUUCUUCUUGGAAAACUGCACUUAUUCGUCCAAUACCUAAAAAAAGUAACCCAACAAAUGUAAACAUACUCGUCAACAACUUCGAGCUUAGUGCUCCCAAUAACUACCGGCAUAGGUGUGACAUGGACAUUAAACAUGAUCUUUGUUUUGUCCAUGUUCAUCUUAAGACCUAUCCGUUGGGAAACAAUAUCGAGGUCAUUGAGCAUAGUGCUUAG
Molecule: messenger RNA, 1659 nt
Organism: Parnassius mnemosyne (clouded apollo)
Lineage: Eukaryota; Metazoa; Arthropoda; Insecta; Lepidoptera; Papilionidae
Source: the annotation of a GenBank genome assembly